CUGGCGGCCCAUGGGAGGCUGACCCUUCUCUCUGAGUCACCUUUCACCUGGUGGCUGCCACAGCCACUUGGUCUGGAAAGUUACCUGUUUGCCCUGCUUGGCUCAGAGGAGGGAGCAGGGGCAGCUCUCUGGCCAAGCAAAGGUCAGGCCCUGCAGAGCCAAGUUCCCAGGAUCAUAGUCUGUUGUUAGAGGGGGCAGUGGGCUUAGAGGUCGUGUGGCCCCCACCUCAUUUCACAGCGGUGCACCCUGAGGAGGUGCUGGGACACGUCAUGGUGACAUCAUGGUUGGGGUUUCUGCCCAUGGAGCCUUUCCGGCCAGUGCUUUUUUUUUUUUUUUCUUUUGAGAUGGAGUCUUGCUCUGUUGCCCAGGCUGGGGUACAGUGGCGUGAUCUCAGCUCACCACAAUCUCUGCCUCCCGGGUUCAAGUGAUUCUCCUGCCUCAGCCUCCUGAGUAACUGGGACUACAGGUCCCAGCAGCUGGGGUUCCCCUUCAGCCUGUGAGCCUGCGGCCAUGUCCAACCCCAGCGCCCCACCACCAUAUGAGGACCGCAACCCCCUAUACCCAGGCCCUCCGCCCCCUGGGGGCUAUGGGCAGCCAUCCGUCCUGCCAGGAGGGUAUCCUGCCUACCCUGGCUACCCGCAGCCUGGCUACGGUCACCCUGCUGGCUACCCACAGCCCAUGCCCCCCAUCCACCCGAUGCCCAUGAACUAUGGCCCAGGCCAUGGCUAUGAUGGGGAGGAGAGAGCGGUGAGUGAUAGCUUCGGGCCUGGAGAGUGGGAUGACCGGAAAGUGCGACACACUUUUAUCCGAAAGGUUUACUCCAUCAUCUCCGUGCAGCUGCUCAUCACCGUGGCCAUCAUCGCUAUCUUCACCUUUGUGGAACCUGUCAGCGCCUUUGUGAGGAGAAAUGUGGCUGUCUACUACGUGUCCUAUGCUGUCUUCGUUGUCACCUACCUGAUCCUUGCCUGCUGCCAGGGACCCAGACGCCGUUUCCCAUGGAACAUCAUCUUGCUGACCCUUUUUACUUUUGCCAUGGGCUUCAUGACAGGUACCAUUUCCAGUAUGUACCAAACCAAAGCCGUCAUCAUUGCAAUGAUCAUCACUGCGGUGGUAUCCAUUUCAGUCACGAUCUUCUGCUUUCAGACCAAGGUGGACUUCACCUCGUGCACAGGCCUCUUCUGUGUCCUGGGAAUUGUGCUUAUGGUGACUGGGAUUGUCACUAGCAUUGUGCUGUACUUCAAAUACGUUUACUGGCUUCACAUGCUCUAUGCUGCUCUGGGGGCCAUUUGUUUCACCCUGUUCCUGGCUUACGACACACAGCUGGUCCUAGGGAACCGGAAGCACACCAUCAGCCCGGAGGACUACAUCACUGGCGCCCUGCAGAUUUACACAGACAUCAUCUACAUCUUCACCUUUGUGCUGCAGCUGAUGGGGGAUCGCAAUUAAGGAGCAAGCCCCUGUUUCACCUGACCCUGGGCUCUCCCUUCCAAGCUAGAGGGCUGGGCCUUGUGACUGUGGUCUGGGCUUCAGGCCCCUUUCCUUCCCCUUGAGUAACAUGCCCAGUUUCCUUUCUGUCCUGGAGACAGGUGGCCUCUCUGGCUAUGGAUGUGUGGGUACCUGGUGGGGACGGAGGAGCUAGGGACUAACCGUUGCUCUUGGUGGGCUUGGCAGGGACUAGGCUGAAGAUGUGUCUUCUCCCCACCACUGACUAUAUGACACCACAUUCUUCCUAACAGCUGGGGUUGGGAGGAAGAUGAAAAGAGCCUAUUCGAUAGCUAGAAGGGAAUAUGAAAGGUAGAAGUGACUUCAAGGUCACGAGGUUCCCCUCCCACCUCUGUCACAGGCUUCUUGGCUACGCAGUUGGAGCUGCUUCUUCCCCCAGCAAAGCCAGAGAGAUUUAUCCCCGGCGUCCUGGACACAUAGGCCAUUAUCCUGUAUUCCUUUGGUUUGGCAUCUUUUAGCUCAGGAAGGUAGACGAGAUCUGUGCCUAUGGGUCUCCUUGCUUCAAUCCCUUCUUGUUUCAGUGACAUAUAUAUAUUGUUUAUCUGGGUUGGGGAUGGGGGACAGAUAAUAGAAUGAGCAAAGUAACCUAUACAGGCCAACACGGAACAGCAUCUCCCCUGGGCUUGCUCCUGGCUUGUGACGGUAUAAGACAGAGCAGGCCACAGAUGGCCAUCUGCUCCCCAUUCUUCAAAGCUGCUGGGGCCUCCUUGUGGGCUUCUGAGAUCUCUGGUCAAAGUGAACUCUUGCUUCCUGUAUUCAGGCAGCUCAGAGCAGAAAGUAAGGAGCAGAGUCAUACGUGUGGCCAGGAAGUAGCCAGGGUGAAGAGAGACUCGGUGCGGGUAGGGAAAAUGCCUGGGGGUCCUUCACCUGGUUAGGGAGAUACUGAAGCCCACUGUGGUACUGAAGACUUCUGUAUUCUUUCCUCCUGCUAACCCAGGGACGGUCCUAAGAGGAAGGUGACUUCUCUCUGUUUGUCUUAAGUUGCACUGGGGGAUUUCUGACUUGAGGCCCAUCUCUCCAGCCAGCCACUGCCUUCUUUGUAAUAUUAAGUGCCUUGAGCUGGAAUGGGGAAGGGGGACAAGGGUCAGUCUAUCGGGUGGGGGCAGAAAUCAAAUCAGCCUAAGGAUAUAGUUAGGAUUUCUCUAUUAAGUAAUUAAUCCUAAAUAUAUCACACAAAGGGACACAAUUAUAAAUGUAAUAAAGUUUAUGUCUAGAAGUUAAAA
Macaca mulatta (Rhesus monkey) is the source of this 2726-nucleotide messenger RNA. The record is from RefSeq and is a predicted model, not a curated record. NCBI's taxonomy places the organism in Eukaryota, Metazoa, Chordata, Mammalia, Primates, Cercopithecidae.